Musa acuminata AAA Group (dessert banana) is the source of this 2866-nucleotide messenger RNA. RefSeq names its product potassium transporter 6. Gene Ontology annotation, biological process: potassium ion transmembrane transport. Lineage: Eukaryota; Viridiplantae; Streptophyta; Magnoliopsida; Zingiberales; Musaceae. Gene Ontology annotation, molecular function: potassium ion transmembrane transporter activity. The coding region runs from base 302 to 2617 and encodes 771 amino acids. Gene Ontology annotation, cellular component: membrane. The transcript has 9 exons. The record is from RefSeq and is a predicted model, not a curated record.
CUGUUUAUUAAUAGGACAAAAAAGUCUUGUGGCUGAAGAGGAGCAAGAACAGCAGAGCCCAAAGAAGUAGAGCUAACAGGGCUGUAAUAAUAAUAUUCUAAUCUCCUCCUAAUCCCUCAGUGUUUCCUUCUUCGAUAUAUCCGCCCUUGGAUUCUCAAGCUUACUCCCAUUUGCCACCUUCUCGCAUCUGCAUAAAGAAUUGAAGCCUAAUCCCUUUUGUCUGCUACUGUGCAUCUCUUCUGCAGCUUCGACUGCCGUGGGAAAAAUAACCAUGGGUGUGUGAGGUUGUGCUCGCUUGGCAAUGGAUCUCGAAAGGGGACAGCGUUCCCGAACUAUCAAGAAACAAUCUUGGAGGUCAGUUCUGAUGCUGGCCUACCAAAGCCUCGGAGUAGUCUAUGGGGACCUCAGCACCUCGCCACUGUACGUCUACAAGAGCACCUUCGCCGAUGAUAUCGAGCACACGGAGAGCAAUGACGAGAUCUACGGCGUGCUCUCCUUUGUUUUCUGGACCCUCACCCUCAUCCCUCUCCUCAAGUAUGUCUUCGUAGUGCUCCGAGCUGACGACAAUGGUGAAGGUGGCACAUUUGCUCUCUACUCGCUCCUGUGCCGCCACGGGAGCUUUGGUUUCUUGCCAAGUGGCCAGCUAGCUGAUGUGGAGCUCUCAGCCUAUAAGAAAAAAGAUAGUCCUGCCUCUGGUGGUGGUGCUGCUGCAUCGAUUGUGAAGAGACUACUGGAGAAGCAUCAUGCGCUGCAGCUUAUGCUGCUGAUUCUUGCAUUGAUUGGCACUUGCAUGGUUAUUGCUGAUGGUAUCCUCACUCCUGCAAUCUCUGUUUUCUCGGCAGUCUCAGGACUUGAGCUUGCUAUGUCCAAGGAACAUCACAAAUAUGUCGAGGUUCCUAUCGCAUGUCUCAUAUUGGUCUGCUUGUUUGCUUUGCAACAUUAUGGUACUCACCGACUAGGGUUCCUGUUUGCGCCAAUUGUUAUGCUCUGGCUAUUAUGCAUUAGCGUCAUUGGUGUGUACAAUAUAUUCUAUUGGAAUCCACGUGUAUAUCGGGCCUUCUCCCCCUUAUAUAUGUACAACUUCUUGAAGAAGACCCAAAGAGGAGGCUGGAUGUCACUGGGUGGAAUUCUGCUAUGCAUAACAGGUUCCGAAGCUAUGUUUGCUGAUCUGGGACAUUUCUCACCGUUAUCAAUAAAGAUUGCCUUUACUUCUGUGGUAUACCCAUCCUUGCUCCUUGCUUAUAUGGGACAAGCUGCUUAUCUCUCUCAGCAUCACAUCAUCCAAACUGAUUACCGAAUUGGAUUUUAUGUAUCUGUACCAGAGAGGAUAAGAUGGCCAGUCAUGGCAAUUGCUAUUCUUGCUGCUGUGGUGGGAAGCCAAGCAGUUAUUACGGGUACUUUCUCAAUCAUUAAACAGUGCUCUGCCUUGGGAUGCUUUCCUAGGGUGAAGAUAGUGCAUACAUCAUCCAAAAUACAUGGUCAGAUAUACAUCCCAGAGAUCAACUGGAUUUUGAUGACACUUUGCUUAGCUGUCACUGUUGGAUUUAGAGACACAAAGCUCCUGGGCAACGCAUCAGGGUUAGCAGUCAUGUCUGUCAUGCUGGUCACCACCUGCUUGAUGUUCCUCGUAAUUGUCCUCUGUUGGCAUCAAAGCAUCUUUCUGGCUGCAUGCUUCAUUCUUUUCUUUGGUUCAAUUGAGGCGCUCUACUUCUCGGCAUCUUUAAUCAAGUUCCUUGAAGGAGCUUGGUUUCCUCUCGCACUAUGCAUCGUUUUUAUGAUCAUCAUGUACAUCUGGCAUUAUGGGACCAUAAAGAAGUACGAGUUUGAUGUUGAGAACAAGGUUUCCAUCAAUUGGCUUCUAAGCCUCGGCCCUACCCUAGGCUUUGUACGUGUGCGAGGCAUUGGCCUCAUACACACUGAGCUCGUAUCAGGAAUCCCAGCCAUCUUCUCCCACUUCGUCACCAACUUGCCUGCAUUUCACCAGGUUGUUGUCUUCCUUUGCAUUAAAUCAGUGCCAAUGCCGUACGUCGACCCCCAAGAACGAUUCCUAGUCGGUCGGGUUGGCCCAAAGGAAUACAGGCUUUACAGGGUCAUCGUCCGAUACGGGUACCAAGACAUACAAAAAGAUGACUUGGAGUUUGAGAGGGAUCUUGUUUGCAGCAUUGCUGAGUUCAUCCGAUCUGAAGGAUCAAAGCCCAGCGGUCUGGCUGAAGAAACCGAUAAGGAUGAUGGGCAAAUGACAGUCGUCGGGACAGGUUUGAGGAUCCGCGAGGAGAAAGUUGAAGCUGAAGAUGUGCCAGGCCCAUCAGCCUCGAGGGAGAUACUCUCGCCUGUGAUAGUACCAAAGAAACAAGUGAGGUUUCUCUUGCCCAGGAGCCCGAAAAUAAAGGAAGAGGCGAAGGAAGAGUUGCAAGAGCUGCUGGAAGCAAGGGAGGCAGGAAUGGCCUUCAUACUCGGGCACGAGUACAUGAGAGCAAAGAGCGGGUCGAGCCUCAUCAAGCGGCUGGCGAUCGAUCUUGGGUAUGAGUUCUUGCGGAGAAACUGCAGGGGCCACAUGUAUGCUUUCAGCAUCCCUCAUGCUUCGACUUUGGAGGUCGCAAUGGUCUACCAUGUCUGAGCUUCCUCAUGUGUUUCCAAUUUUAUUUUUUUUUGUCAUGUGAACUGUAGAUGAUCAUGUUGCUUCUCAUGGUAUAGUGAUGAUAAAUCAAGAAAGAGUAGUAGUUUUAGCAGGAUGGUAGAUUUUACAGAUGAAGUUGUAGUUCCCCUGAAGUACCAUUGUACAAAUGAGGAGAUAUGUUUUGUUAUGUACAUAUAUGUAUAUAUAUACUCAUCACAGCUCAAAUGAGAAAUCUUCUCUCUUGUUCAA